UCAGGGCUCCGUGUUCUAGGCCCUUCUGAUCCUCUGAUUGUGAAGCUGGGGGGGUCAGUGAUGCUGCCCUGUUAUAUUCAAGCCCCCUUACCGCUGGAAGUUCUGGAAGUGGAGUGGAAGAGAACAGACUCUGAAGCUUUAGUCCAUUUAUUCCAAGAUGGAGAGGGUAAACCAGAGGCUCAAGACCAGGCCUACAGUGGAAGAGCCCGUUUCUUUACUGAGGAGGUCGAGCGUGGAAACUUCUCUCUCCUCCUCACAAAUCUGACCACUGAAGAUGCAGGAAUUUACAACUGUUCUGUUUACAGUCAACAGGCAACUGGUCAAACGUUGGUUGACAUUGAGUUUUUGGUUGUGACUGGAGGUCAUGCAGUAUCUGCGUAUGCACGUGAAGAUGUCACUUUGAAUUGCUCUGUAGACUCCCAUAUGUCACCUAAAGAGCUUGAAAGGGUCUCAUGGACAAAAGUGGAUCAAGACAUUACAGUGCUGGUCUUCCAAGAGGGUGAGGUCCUGACAGAUUUUAGCCAUGAGAGAUUCAGAGACAGAGUCGAGUUCUUUGGUCCUGAAGAAAUCCACAAAGGAAACUUCUCACUGAGAUUGAAGUAUCUCCGAAUGGAGGACAAAGGCCUGUAUAGAUGUGAAGUGCUCUCUGGGGAGUUUUCAGCUCAAACAACGGUGGAAAUACAUUUGGGUUUUUCCCACAUACACACUGCAAUACUAUCGCUCUGCAGUUUUACUUGUUUGUGUGGAUCUGUACUUUUGGUUGGAGGCAUCAUAUACACUUUCUGUAAAGAGCCUGGCAGUUGCACAGUUAUCAUACUGUAUGUUCUUGUCUUUUGUCCAAACAUUCUUAUGUUUGUGGCCUUCGUCCUUUGGGGUAUGCUUAAUGGUUUCUUCAGUGAGGCAGUAACUUGUUUAAUUAUUAAUCUUCUGAGGAUUCUUCGCCUACUUAUAUGUUCUCCACGUGUCUAUGAUUGUAAAGGUGUCCACCAACGGGUAAUUGCUGCCAUGACAGGUACCUACAACUUUGCGGCCACAGCUCCAAUCCGCUGCAUCGACAAUGGAGGCACAGAAUAG
This is a messenger RNA of Pygocentrus nattereri (red-bellied piranha), 1074 nucleotides long. RefSeq lists its product as uncharacterized. Gene Ontology annotation, cellular component: external side of plasma membrane. Lineage: Eukaryota; Metazoa; Chordata; Actinopteri; Characiformes; Serrasalmidae. The annotation marks the transcript as partial. The record is from RefSeq and is a predicted model, not a curated record. Gene Ontology annotation, biological process: cell surface receptor signaling pathway; immune response; positive regulation of T cell proliferation. The transcript has 6 exons.